Molecule: messenger RNA, 1238 nt
Organism: Lolium rigidum
Lineage: Eukaryota; Viridiplantae; Streptophyta; Magnoliopsida; Poales; Poaceae
Exons: 5
Coding region: 436-1077 (213 amino acids)
Source: RefSeq, a predicted model, not a curated record
UCAAUUUUCUACCUUGUGCAAGGUGGACUAUGUAACCAACAACUUGGCGGAGUGUUUUAAUAAUUGGAUUAAGCACUACAAAUCAUUAAACUUAGAUGAUUUCAUGGACAAGGCAAGACAACUUAUUAUGAUAAUGUGGAACCGAAGAAGAAAAGUAGCAAAGAAGUUAGAUGCUUUGGUUCUGCCUCACCUCAUGAAAAGGCUAAAUGCAAUGACCAGAGAAUUAAACUUGGAGGUGGUAGAAAGCUCAGAAAUAUUGGCUGAAGUGACUGCAUUGGGAGGUAGUGGUUUUAGGUUUGUUGUCAACUUGGCCUUCCUUGCAAACAUGCUCUUGCCUUCAUCACAUCACUAAGUGAUGCACACAUAAAGAACUAUGUCGACUCGUAUUACUCCGUUGACACAUUUAGAGCAGCUUAUGCCCAACUAAUCCCUGCUAUGCCCGACAAGAGUCAGUGGCCUAAAUCUGACCAUGGAUUCUUCAUGCAUCCACCAUUACUAAAGGCUACAGCUGGUAGGCCUAAAACUGAGAGGUACAAAGGUUGCGGCGACAAGAAAAGUAAAAGAGGCAAACAUUUGUGCCCUAUUUGCAAGGAUUAUGGGCAUCGUUGGCACAACUGUAAGAAGGGCAACCCGGAUGACAUUGUUGCAAUGAUGGCUGUUAGAGAACCACCAAAGAGGAAGAAAACGACCAUCAAAACAGCUGAAUCAUCCAUUGUGCCGUGCGACGAUGGAGCACCAACAAGGAUGUGUUUUCCACCAAGUAGCCUUAGCUUGGAAACUACAACAAAGAAAAAGGGAAAAGAAGCAAAAUCUAGUGCUUCUGCAUCAAAAAGGAAAAGCUUGGAGGGCACAAGUAGCAACAAGGGGAGAAAGGCUAAAUAUGAAUCUGGAGGAUCGAAGAGAUCAGAAACAUGCUCAAAUCAACUUAUGCCGCUUUCCAUCGAGCAAAAUAAGAAAGAGCAUGUUACAAAAAUUCUGGUGCCAUUUGACAGCCCAGCAAUGGGUACAAGAAGCAAAAGAAUUAACAGUGUUAGCCCUGCAAUGAGCACAAGAAGCAAAAGAAGGCUAAGCUUGUGAUUCUGAAAUGUGGAGCCGUUUGUAUGGAACUUAAUGUGUGCACUUGUACUGUGCCAUCUUUUGUGAACUUGGCAUCAUUUAUGUGACCAUGUGACAUCUUUUGUGAACUUGGCAUCAUGUAUGUGACCAUGCGUGUGAUGCAUGUGUCCCCUGGUGGUGAC